AUGUCCACGACGUACCUCAGCUCCCCGGCACCAAACCAGAGCUACCUUUCCACGUCCACCUACGAGAAGACAGACCCCUCGGAAGUGGAGAGGCAAAUUCGUCUGCUGCUUUUCGGCUUGUGCGUAACCAUCGCCGCUGCUACCUUUGUCGGAGGUGUGUAUUCACUGCUCUCUCUCCUACGGAUGAGGAGAAAAACCUCCCUGUGUCUCAUUGUGGCUUCCAUGUCUGUGGACGACCUGCUUAGUGUGGUACCCCUCUCCUUGUUCAUGCUCCUCCAGUGGGAGACAGAUGGAGGUGGAGGGUCGAGCAGCCUGUGCACUUUAUCUGGACUUCUGUACGUGUUCCAGGGUGUUUCUAGCAAUAUGAAGGCUUGCCUUAUAGCAGCCUAUACCUUUUAUGUCACCAAGAGAUUUGGAGUGCUUCAGUCUGUCCGCCGGCCAGUAAGAGUGAUGUGGGCUAUUGCCGGUGUCUGGGCGGUCAGUCUGGUCGUCAGUGUUCUGCCUUUGUGCGGAUGGGGCAGCUUUACGCCGGCCUCUCUCGGGUGUUUCCCCGAGAGCGACAGUUUUUACAUACUUCUGCUUUUCUCUUUAUAUUCCCUAUGUUUCUGCGGCUUGUUAUUUUUCUUUAUCCCCCUCACCUACCAGCUACUGUGCUCAAGAGAGCCCCAGAGAACUUUACUGUACCCCAGCUACUUGGAGAUGGCGAGGGGACUGAGUGGUUCUGCUCCCCUGUGUGAUCUUCAGUCCUUUUCCCGGGACAGCCUGAACAAAAGUUUCGGUGCCUACAACGAACUGAGCCCAAGUUCAUGCGUGACAGAGCUCAGGGAGAAAGACGACAGUGGCCUGUCCCCAGUGUCUGUCAGCGGACAGAGGACACCUGCUGUUGGAGACACACCAGUGGUGUUUGCACAAAAGCGCUUCUCCAUGAUCCUGGCGGUUGUCCGGAUUGUUUUAUGGAUGCCAAUGAUGACUUUGGUUCUGGUGCGCCAUGCGCUGAAUGCACGCAGCUCAUCCCUGGAGACUCUGAGCUUUUUUCUCACUCUGCUUGCCCCUGCGGUCACUCCGUUAUUCAUGCUGUCUGAACGCUGGAUCCACAUGCCAUGUGGCUGCUUCAUUAACUGCAAACGGGAUCCAACACAGGAGCCCUCAGCAAUGAAAAGAAGAUUUGAGUUCAACCUUUCCUUCCAGCAAGGCUAUGGCGUGUACAAGUUGUCACAUGCCACCAUGUCUCAUAGCAGUCCGCCAUUUGAGAAGCCUGCCUAUCACAGUCUCUUUAAUUGUGACUUCCCUAAUACCCGCCUUGAUGCACUAGAAAGCGGUGGGCUCUCCAGCCUGGGGCCUGAUUUUGAUUUCAGCACCGCAUGCCCAGUGGACAGCUCCUCUCAUGCAGACCUUCUGUUGGAAGCAGUGGCCGGAGGAGGAGAGGCACUGGCUGAUUGUCCUCCACUUCCCCACGAGAACCAUGGAGAUGAUGAUGACUUCCGUUGCAUCCCUUUGCUGCCCUCUCAUCACCGGGAGCAGGAUCACAACCUCACUGACACGUCGUCUGUGUUCGAGGGGCCGGAGAGGAGGCUGUCGCAUGAGGAGUGUCGGAAAAUCGAGCUUACCGACUGGGAGUGGUGCAGGAGUAAAUCAGAGAGAACACCCAGACAGCGGUCAUCAGGUGGUCUGUCAGUCCCCUUGUGCGCCUUUCAGGGCACUGUAUCUCUGCAAGCACCCACAGGGAAGACCCUCUCUCUCUCCACCUACGAGGUCAGCAGUGAUGGACUCAGAAUCUCCCCAAACAAUGCUAAGAAGGUGGAAGUGUAUCGCUCCAAAUCAGUUGGCCACGAGCCCAGUGCAGAUGACCCAGCAUCAGGCGGUCAGGCCAGAGACGUGAAUGUCAGCAGCGUAGAGAUGGGCAUGGAGAUAGGAAUGGGGAUGGGGAUAGGAGCAGUGGUGGGGGACACCAACGUCAAAAUCCACCUUGAGGUUCUAGAGAUCUGUGACAACGAGGAGGCCAUGGACAGUGUCUCCAUCAUCUCCAACAUCAGUCAAUCCUCCACCCACGCCCGCUCGCCAUCUUUGCGCUACUCACGAAGGGAGAACCGCUUCGUCUCCUGCGACCUGGGUGAGACAGCUUCUUACUCUCUGCUCAUCCCCAGCAGUGGCAACCCUGAGACGGAGACCAUCAAUAUCACUAUACCUGACACUGUGGAGGCUCACCGCCAGAACAGCCUACGACAGACACAGGAAAGCUCGGGAUAUCAUGAGGAAAUACAGCUGCUCAAUGAGGCUUAUAGAAAGCAAGCUGGGGCGAGGGAAGAGUGA
Molecule: messenger RNA, 2310 nt
Organism: Toxotes jaculatrix (banded archerfish)
Lineage: Eukaryota; Metazoa; Chordata; Actinopteri; Toxotidae
Product: probable G-protein coupled receptor 149
Exons: 5
Coding region: 1-2310 (769 amino acids)
Biological process (GO): neuropeptide signaling pathway
Cellular component (GO): neuron projection; membrane
Molecular function (GO): neuropeptide binding; G protein-coupled receptor activity
Source: RefSeq, a predicted model, not a curated record